Molecule: messenger RNA, 585 nt
Organism: Hyaloperonospora brassicae
Lineage: Eukaryota; Oomycota; Peronosporomycetes; Peronosporales; Peronosporaceae
Source: the annotation of a GenBank genome assembly
AUGUUCGACAUCACCAAGAUCUUUGCUGUGUACGCUGUCAUCAUGGCCGUUUUCGACAAAGGCGCGCAUGCCGAGAAAGAAGUCGCCGAGACGUUUGGAUUGGUCGGUGGCCACUCUUUGGGUGCAGGCGUUGGCCUCGGAGGCGUCGGUGCAGGAGUCGGCCUUGGCGGUGUCGGUGUAGGUGUUGGAGCCGGCUUGAACACUGGUGUCGGCUAUCCUGGUGUCGCCGGGUAUCCCGCUGCGGGUGGCGUUGUGUACCCUGGUGUUGUUGACGUGACCGGCAACCCUGUAGUCAGUGGCCAAGAUGUCAACGUUCGUACCGGCGGUGGCAACGGCAACUCGGUCAAGACAUCGACUGUGACGACUGUCGACGGUACUAGCUCUGGAACGGCGUCCACUGGCACGAGCACAGGCGGAGGAUCGGCAAACACUGCUGCACAUGCGAAUGCAAGUGCGAAUGCGAAUGCCUACGCAAGUGCGAAUGCGGAUGCUGGGGCAAAGACCGGAACCAACGUUGGUGAGACAAUGACUGGAACUAGCGAUACUUCUGAAAACGUGUACCGCAAGCUUCGCUCGGAGAAGUGA